Messenger RNA from Pleuronectes platessa (European plaice), 5725 nucleotides. It is a transcript of the gene rbm27, whose product is annotated as RNA binding motif protein 27. The transcript is spliced from 21 exons. Lineage: Eukaryota; Metazoa; Chordata; Actinopteri; Pleuronectiformes; Pleuronectidae. The record is from RefSeq and is a predicted model, not a curated record. Gene Ontology annotation, cellular component: nucleus. Gene Ontology annotation, biological process: mRNA processing. Bases 126 to 3254 code for a protein of 1042 amino acids. Gene Ontology annotation, molecular function: RNA binding; metal ion binding.
GCGCUUCGUCCCGACCUGCCAGUGAAGAGACCGAAGGCCUGGGAGCUUCUAAAUUCAUAGACGAUGAGAGCAGCCUCGUCCCGGCGCACAUCCGUGUUAUAGACAGUGUCCUAGUGCUUCUCACGAUGAUCAUAGAGAAUGUGGAAGCCCUGAAGUCGUGGCUGGCAAAACUCCUGGAGCCAAUAUGUGAUGCUGACCCGUCUGCGUUAGCCAACUAUGUCGUGGCUCUGGUGAAAAAGGACAAAGUGGAGAAGGAUCUGAAAGCACUUUGCGCUGAUCAGCUUGAUGUCUUCUUACAAAAAGAGACAACAGGAUUUGUCGAUAAACUCUUUGAAUGUCUGACAACCAAGAACUACCUGGGAAGUCCUGCUGCCAAGGAGACUCCUAAAGAGGAGGUCAAACCGCCGGCAGCCAAGCCAGAUGCUGUGGAGGCUGAAACACCAGAGGAGGAGAGAGAAAACAGGUGGAGGAGAAGUCCUCUGAGGAAUCGCUCUGACUUUGAGUCCAGGAACCGUGAUGACAGGAGGCGAGAGGAGCGCAAGCGACGCGACUUCGAGCGGCACGGGAAAAGCAGCAGCGACUCCCACCGCGAGCGGGAGCGGCACGAGCGCCGCAGGGGCAGCCCCCGGGGGAGGAGCUACAGCCGCAGCCGGAGCAGGAGUGGCAGUCGAGGAAAGGACCGGGAGCACAGAGGAGGCAGAGACUUUAAGUCAAAGUUUGAGGUGGAAAGAAAAGAUACCGACGGCUACAACUCUUCAACCACGUCCGGCCCCCAGCAGCAGCACCCUCCGCCUCUCCUGCCCACACCUCCUCACCCCUUUUCCUCCUCUUCCCAAUCGGCCGCUGGCGUCUCAGGACCUGGAGGCGUUCCUGUAGCAACACUGGCUCACCUGCCUGACAGCACCACAGACAGCUGGUCGGGCUACUAUGGAGCCCAGAGGCAGGAUGGUGUCGUGAAGCCAUUCAGCAACAAGGUCGUUUCACUCAAACAGCGUUGCAGAGAUUAUGAUGAAAAGGGAUUUUGCGUCCGUGGUGACCUUUGUCUAUUCGACCACGGCAACGACCCUCUCAUCGUGGAUGAUGUCAAUCUACCAAGUAUGAUUCCAUUUCCACCGCCGCCUGUUAUGCCCCCCACUGGCCUGCCUAUGCCCCCCACUGGCCUGCCCAUGCCCCCGAUCACUGAGCCGCCCCCUAACCUCAGGAUACCUCCGAUGCCACCUUACGGCCAACCACCACCACCGGGCGUCUUCCCGUUAAAUGGACCCCCACUGAUAGCAACCAGUGGGAUCGAUCCUCCCAACCACCAAUCGGCAAUCGCUCCUUCUCCUCCUGGUGGACCGCCUGGUGUGGGACGGCCACCAACUCUUCCUCCUCCUCCUCCUCCUCAACCUCCUCCUCCUCCUUCGUCCUCGUCUGUGUCCCUUCAUCCCCAAUAUGUCCAGUCUGAAUAUAACUAUGAUCCGGAGGGCUACAACCCAGAAUCCCCAGCCCUGACUACAUCAGGUCGUAACCAGUACCGUCAGUUCAUUCCCCGGGUGCAGACCCAGCGCUCCAACCUCAUCGGCCUCACCUCCAACGAAGGACAAGGAUCCAGAGCUGCAAACAUAGUGAUUCAGACAGAGCCAGUCCCUGCAGCCAGUGCUCCUGGAAGUAACGUGCCCCGUUUCAACGCCGAGCUGGACAUCAGGAAGAGAACCAUGGGACAUAGUGUACCUGAAGGACCAGCAGCUAAAAAACCCUGGAUGGAGAAGACAAACUUUAACAACCAACAUAAGAACAGCUUUCCUAAGAGGAAUCACUACGUGAACACAAAGCUGGAGGUUCGCAAGAUCCCUCGAGACCUCAACAAUAUCACCAAGCUCAAUGAGCACUUCAGCAAGUUUGGAACCAUCGUCAAUAUACAGGUUGUGUUUGGUGGAGACCCGGAGGCAGCGUUGAUUCAGUACACAAUGAAUGAAGAGGCCCGGCGGGCCAUAUCCAGCAUCGAGGCGGUCCUCAACAACCGCUUCAUCCGUGUGUACUGGCACCGUGAGCCCGGCACCAACCCCACCGGGCUUCAGCAGCCGGAGCAGAGCUCAGGGAGCCAGCUGCCGGGUUUGACCCCCAGCCAGGGGCCGCAGCACAGCAACAUGCAUAAGGGAAUAAAACAGCACUGUCCAGCCGCCUAUGUGUUGAACAAGACUGUACCAAAGCACCGCCUGCCAGCAGCCGCUGGGGCCACAGGUGGAACCAGGCCAGACCACCUGAACCCAAACACAGAAGCCGCCUAUAUGGCGAACCCCCAGAAGAACCCCUACACUUCCACAGCCCUCAAGUCGUCCUCAAAGAGCUUUGGGAGAACGGGAAAAGCACUAGAGGCACAGGAAGUCCUCAAGAAGAAACAGGAGGCAUUAAAACUGCAGCAGGACAUGAGAAAGAAGAAGCAGGAGAUGUUACAGACACGGAUCGAGUGUCAGAAGACCCUGAUAAACCGUCUGGAGAAGAACCGAGGGAUGAAACCCGAGGAAAGAGCCAACAUCAUGAAGACCUUGAAGGAGAUGACGGACAAGAUCACGCAGCUGCAGAAUGAGUUGAAUCCUUACUCCAAAUCCAACCACAGCCAGUCCAAGACCAAGACUGAUGCCCAGAAGGAACUGCUGGAUGCAGAGCUGGACAUUCACAAGAAGAUGAGCUCCGGAGAGGACACGACAGACCUCAAGAGAAAACUGGGGCUGUUACAAGUGGAGGCGACGCGGCUGGGGCUGAUCCGGCCUCCGACAGGUCGAGGUCGGGGUCGAGGGAAGAUGGCCCAUGAGCCUGGCCCGAUGCACAUGGGCCGGGGGAGGGGCCGGAGCCGGGAGAUGAUGGCUCGCGGCGGGGCCGUGAACCGUAUGUCGGUCGACCACCGACCCAGAGCCCUGGCUAUUUUGGGGGUCACUCAGCAGGAGAAGGAGGAACUGAUGCCGCACUUUGUGAAAUACGGGGAGAUUGAGGAUUUCCGUGACCAAGACGCUAACAGUGUCGUCAUGACCUUUAAAACACGAAGCGAAGCAGAGAAUGCAGCGAACCAGGGAGCUAAGUUCAAAGGUCGAGUGCUGCAGAUUUCCUGGUACAAACCCAAGACCCCCUCUGUAAACACGGAGCCAGAGGAGGAAGAGGCUAAAGACGAGGACAAUAAGAAGGAAGCUGGCUCUUAUUUGCCUGGUGAGGAAGAGGAGGAAGAGGAAGACGACGACGAAGAAGACGAGUACGAAAGCCGAUCUUGGAGGCGGUGAAGGCUACCUGAGUCGCCCGUCACCUGCUCUUCAGUGGAAUCAGUACUUACCCUGACAUGAAGAUAAAAUCGAUUCAACGGAACUCACAUUUUUUAUUUCCUUUCCAGUAUUUUCAAACCAAGUCAUUUUAAACUCUUAUCAAAGUAAAAAAAACAUCUUUACUUUAUUGAACAUCGCAAGAAGUUUAGGGGGGUCGAUGUUUUUUGUAUCCCUCGACGAAACAAUUAUUUAAAACAUCUCACUUUUGCUGAGAAAGAUAAAUGUUAAGUUGUUCUUAUAGAUAGAAAAAGAAACCUAUGUGAGUUGGAGUGUGCUUACCAGAUGAUUAAUAUCAGUAAUGCACAACAUUUGUGUCUACUGUGAAUAGGUAUUUUUAUACAUACUGUAUUUAAGCUCUUUUCUCACCAGUUUUUUGAAAGACCUUGUCCUCGGUUCAGGGACAGCCAUUCCAUCACCAACAGAACGUUCUCGGUCGCUGCCGGAGAGAAACUUAUUUAUUUUCCCACUGUGCCGUACCUAUAUUGGCACAGUUUGGUAUGGUUCCUCACAUUUCUUUGACAGUGGCCUCUUUGUGCUGGUAUGAACCCAGUCUAGUUGGUGCAUGUUGUAUUCCUAAACAAACGGAGCCACUCCCCUCCCAGCACCCGAGGGGGCUGAUGCUGCACCACGACCACAUUCGAGGCAGUGCAGGUACAGACGGAUUCCAGUGCAAUAGAAAAGAACAACAACGAUGUUUACAGAUUACCACGUCCAUGCACGUCACAGACAGGUUCUCCCCCCUUGUGUGUUUUUUGUCCUUCACUCAAUGUCCGGUGCCACUCUUGUGUAAAUACAAACACCAUCAACUGGUGUUCUACAUUUUCUAAGAGUGUCCAACAUUUUCCACUUGUUCUACUCUGUCACCGGCUCAAACGAAGGCCCUGACAGGACAAGGAUCAGAUCACCCAUUUAAAAAUUCUACAUAAAAUGUGAGAUCCAUAGACAGGUGACUGAAUGUAAUACUGAACAGUUGAUUUUAAUAUAUAUAUAUAUAAAUAUAUAUAUUUAGUUUCUUUGCCUUAAACAAUCAGCAGAAGGCUGAAUUUUUACAAGAUUUGUGAUUUACUUUUGUAAAUUUUGUAAAUGCUUGUGAGAGAAAUUACAGUGUUUGUUUGGUUUUGAGUUUAGUUUUUUCUCUCAUGUCAUUUGAAAUGAAUGACCAGGCUGUUUUCAGGUAGAGCAGGUCGAACCAGAGAGGCAGGAAGUCUGCAUUCGUGAGCACAAAGCCACGCUGUCAUUUCUCUUAAGUUUGUAAUAUUGUUUAAAGAAACAUUCAGAGCUGCUCUGAUCUGUGGGAAUCACUCUGUAGAAAGCCACCAUAGGAAAAGGACGGAUGUGGUGUCCUGCAUGCACCUCCCACUGUUAGGUGUCCAUUAGUGCAGCUUUGUCUACAGCUGACUAUGGUCACACAAUGCUCUAAAGCCACAACCACAGUGUGCACCUUUCAUGUCCACAGAACUAGUUUAACCUUUAACACAGACUGCGUUAGAACCCUCAGGGGAGGAGGAAUGAGAAUCAAUUAAUUGUGUGUAAAUGUGCUCAAUGCAAGAUAACACUUAUUUUUUUUCUUUCUUUCGCUGCUUCCCUUAAACAACUAACAACGUUUACACGCAGCCUCAUGAAGUGUCGUCAGACGUAUGCUUUAUCAUAACUCGAGUAGACUGAUCAUAUCCCGGGGACGGAACCAGUCAGAGGGCAACAGUCAUGCAGGCUGGAAUCUGUGUGUGAAGUAUUUUUCCCUGCAUGUGAACACAGUAAAUCCUUUUCCUCGCAUCUACUGUGACGGUAGCGUUUUCUUUUUUUGGAUUUCAUAUCUCACUGUUGCUCCGAGGCCUCUUGCCAUCGACGUUACUGUCCCAGUCGAACGUUUUGAGUCCACCAUCACUGUCAGGAUGAGGUGUUUUAGGUUUGCGAUGAAAAGCUGAAACUUUUCCCUUCGCACACUCCGUACUUUCUUAUGAUUUGCUCGUGGCAGUUUUAGAGGACAAACUGAUACUGGCAGGGUUCUCGCUUGUGUUAGUGAUGACGCAGAGAUGGUCUCUCUCUCUCCCACUUUUUUGUACUAUCUCCUGUAUGCUACUAUCACACUAGUGUAAAAACAAAUGUAAAAUGUUUAUUGGAUAAUAGUUUUGGAUUUGUAACUGUUUAUAUUUGCAGGGUGUGGAUGUAUUUUCUUCAUGUAUUUUGUUUGUAAAAAUGGAUUUCUAAUUGACAAGCAUGUUUGCUUUUGCCAAUAAAGAUGGAGGAAUGGGGUGCUUAGAAGAUUGAAAAAAAAAAAGAAGGAAAAGUGAAAAAAAAAAAAAUAGUUUCAAUUGGAUCUUGGAGGGAAAAAAAUAACAUUUUGAGUUGAAAGAAAACCGACCAAAAAAAGAAGUCGAUAUUGGCAAAGAAAAAAAAUCAAACAAAAGCAUUCCUGAAAAUAUGAACUGAAA